AUGGGUCCACCCUUCACACCUGAAACGAAGGAACAGUCGAAGCAAUGGACUGAAAAGGGGGACUCGGCUCCGAAGAAAGCAAAAACAGUUCCAUCGGCAGAUAAGAAGAGAACGAGAUGCGAUCAAGGUCAAGGAGUAGCUACAGCAGCUGGUUUAUUAUCCAUGAAAGAAUCCAAAGCACAACCAUGUUUGUUCUGUGGAGAGAAACAUGAUAGUUCGAGUUGUGAAAAGGCGAAAGGCAUGGAUAUGGACGAGAGAUCUAAGAUCGUUAAAGAAAAAAAUGGCUGUUUCAGAUGUCUAAAGGUAGGACAAAGCUAUAAGAAAUUUUACAGCAAAGAAAAAUGUCCCUGGUGCAGUAAAGGACACUGCCUUUUGAUGUGCCGAAAUCUUUCGAGCAAUAGCCAGAAAUCGGUUGAUGAGAAGCCCAACGGUUCAAAAUUCAACGAGGGAAAUAGUUGUUUGGCUAAUGUUUCAAGUGCCAAAAUAUUUUUACCUAUACUGAAGAUCAGGAUGCGUGGACCGAGAAAAAGUGUAUCUGUUCGUGCCAUUAUAGAUACAGGCUCACACAGAUCCUACAUUUUGAAGAGGUUAGCAAGGGAUCUAGGAUACGAAGCAGAAGGUGAGCAAACGAUGGUACAUUUACUUUUUGGAGGAACGAAGACUAAGCCUCAAAAACACAAAAGCUAUCGGAUCCACAUUGGUAACUUGGAAGGAACGUAUAAGUGUGAUUUUAUAGCCUUACAACAAGACACUAUUUGCCAAGAUGUUCCCAACAUAGGCACUGGCUUGUGGACGGAGGCGCUUAAAGAGAAGAAUGUCCAUCUAAGCGACACCGGUGAAACCAGAGAGUCUAUUUCUUUGUUGAUAGGAGCGGACGUUGUGGGCAAGCUAUUUACAGGCAAAAUCAUACAACUGAACCAAGGAGCGACAGCUAUCGAGACGAAGCUUGGAUGGACGAUUUUAGGCAGAAAUUCAGAAGAAAGUAGUGACACAGACACUACGCUGAUGGUCGUCUCCAUGUUUUCUCAAGAGGCCAGCGUGUCAGAUUUAUGGAAACUAGACACGUUAGGAAUUACUGACCCGAUCGAGAGCAUAAGUAAAGAGGCACGACAAGAAGAAAUUAAGGCAUUGCUUCAAGAGACAACAAAGAUUACCGAAAAAGGACAUUUCGAUGUCAUCUUGCCCUGGAAGGAUAAUCAUCCGCCCUUGCAAGAUAACCGGGACAUGGCUAAAAGAAGAUUGGAUGUCGUCACGAAGAAAUUGAAACAAGAAAACUUAUUCGACGAUUACAAUACAAUCUUCAGCAACUGGCUCGAGGAGGGUAUUAUAGAAAAAGUACCUGUGCAUGAAGUUGACAGAGAGAGUUACUACCUUCCGCCAGUUGUCAAGAGAGGAGGAACCACUAGGAUUCGACCCGUUUUCGAUGCCUCGGCCAAGAAGAAGGAUACGCCGUCGCUCAACCAGUGUUUAGAAACGGGAUCCAAUCUUAUUGAGCUUGUUCCAGCAUUGCUGCAUCGAUUCAGAGAAAAGAGGAUAGGAGUAACAAUAGAUAUUGCUAAAGCCUUUUUACAAAUUAGCGUUUCCCCAUCAGAUAGAGAUGUCCUAAGGUUUUUGUGGUGGCAUACUAACGGCGAAAUCGAGACUUAUCGUCGGGUUGUUUUCGGAAUAACUAGCAGCCCUUUCCUUCUAGGAGCCACCAAAAUUACUCAUUGA
Trachymyrmex septentrionalis is the source of this 1713-nucleotide messenger RNA. RefSeq lists its product as uncharacterized. Lineage: Eukaryota; Metazoa; Arthropoda; Insecta; Hymenoptera; Formicidae. The record is from RefSeq and is a predicted model, not a curated record. Bases 1 to 1713 code for a protein of 570 amino acids. The transcript has 2 exons.